Messenger RNA from Staurois parvus, 357 nucleotides. The record is from the annotation of a GenBank genome assembly. NCBI's taxonomy places the organism in Eukaryota, Metazoa, Chordata, Amphibia, Anura, Ranidae.
AUGCAAUUGUUUAUUUCAGAAAAUCCAGAAUUUAGCAGUGAUGAGGAAGGAUCAUUACAAAGCCCUGGAACAGAAGGCAGCUCAUUGUCUUCAGACCUAAUGAAGCUGUGUGGUGAAGGAAAACCUAAGAACAAGGCACGAAGGAGGACUACUACUCAACUAGAGUUACUUUAUGCAGAUAGCAGCGAGACGGCUUCAGAUCCAGUAACAGGGGACAAUGGUUUCCUCAUUUCUCUUCCUCCUGUUCCUGAAGUAGAAGGAGCUCCAGCAAUCGUUGAACCAAGUAGCAGUUCUGUUAGGGAUAAAGAUCCCCAACCCCCACCUUCUGGCUUGCCUUCUAAAAUGGGCAGCAUGUAA